AUGGCGGAGGGCGGCUCGGGCCGGGGCGCCUCCAUGGGGGACUGCCUGGAGAUCAAGUCCCAGCUCCGCACCCGCCAGGGCUUCUACAAGCUGCUCCCCAGAGACGGGGCGCCCAGACCACCUGCCACAGAGACCAUCUCCCUGCUGGUGGGCUUCUCCGCCGGCCAGGUGCAGUGCCUGGGUCUCAUCAAGAAGGACACCAGCAAGCUGUUCAGCGAAGAGCAGCUGGUUGACAAGACUAAGGCGACACACCCGAAGUGGCUGCUGGAAUCGGAGAGCCUGUUCCUGGCAUCGCACGCCAGCGGCCGCCUGUACCUAUACAACGUCAGCCACCCGUGCGCGUCCGCAACCACCUCCCCCCCCACCCUCACCCAGUACAACCUGCUGAACCAGGGGGAGGGCUUCGCCGUACUCGCCAAGAACAAGGCACCCCCCAACCCGCUGGUCAAGUGGGCGGUGGGCGAGGGGCCCCUCAAUGAGUUUGCCUUCUCGCCGGACGGCAGGCACCUGGCCUGCGUCAGCCAGGACGGCUGCCUGACCGUCUUUCACUUUGACUCCAAGCUCCUGCGGGGGCUCAUGAAGAGCUACUUUGGGAGCCUGCUCUGCGUGUGCUGGAGCCCCGACGGGCGCUAUGUGGUGACAGGAGGGGAGGAUGACCUGGUCACCGUGUGGUCCUUCUCUGAGGGCCACGUGGUGGCCUGCGGCCACGGCCACAAGUCUUGGGUCAAUGCCGUGGCCUUCGACCCCUACACAACAAGAGCCGAGGAGGCGACGACAGCCAGCGGCGAUGCUGAACGCAGUGUGGAGGAGGAGCCCGAGGUGGCCGGCCCAGGCUCCAAGGGGGAAGAGCCGCUCUCCACAAUGCCCAAGGCCGGCUCCAUCACUUACCGCUUCAGCUCGGCCGGCCAGGACACACAGUUUUGCCUGUGGCACCUCACCGAAGACGUGCUCUCCCCACACCCGCCCCUGGCCCGCAACCGCAUGCUCCCUGGCACUCCUAGCACCACACCGCCCGCUGCCAGCAGCUCCCGGGGUGGCAAGCCCAGCCUCGGGUGCCUGCCCUGCUCACUGUCCCGCUCCAACAGCCUCCCACACCCAGCGGGCAGUGGCAAGGUGGGUGGCCCAGGCACAGUGACGGAGCUGGGCACUCCGUUUAGCAUCGGCCGCUUUGCCAUGCUCACGCUGCAGGAACAGAGGGACUGGGGGGCAGAGGAGCACAAGCGCUACUACAGCCUGGGCAACAUGGGGCGGGGGGGAGAGGGGGGGCCAUGGGGGGACAGCAGCGGGGACAAGCCCAAUGGCACUGGUCCUCACAGCCGUCUGGACCCAGCCAAGGUGCUGGGUAUGGCAUUGUGCCCGCGCAUCUACGAGGUGCCCAGCCAGCCCCUGGUGUGCAAGAUGAUUGCCCAAAAGCAGCUGAAAGUCCCGUUCCUGGAGGACUGCAUCAUCACCGUCUGCCAGGAGGGCCUCAUCUACAUCUGGGCCCCGCCAGGCAAGGCAGGCAUCUCCUCCCAACCAGGCAACUCCCCAAGUGGCACCUUGGUGUAAAGCCCUGGAUGCUGGGUUCCUUGCCCCACCUCGCUGCCCAGCCAUAACCCUCCGCUGACCUCACGGAUUAACCUAUUAACAAGACUAUUAUAUGACGGAUGGGCUGCUCCGGCCCCCCACCCUGCACAAAUUUGGGGGGCAGAGUGUCCCCCCCAGGCUGGCCUCAGCCUUGUCCCCACCCACUGCCAAGUACAACGACCCCUUCCGCUGAAACAUCAGUGUUAGCCUCAUCCCUGUCCCCAGCAUGUGUCUGGUCGUAGUUGGGGACGGAGAAGCUCCCCGCCCACAAGACCCCAGCUCUGCAGUGUGCCCCUCAGUCUGCGGGCAGGGCAGGGCAGCCUGCCCCUCCCGACCCCAAGCUCCAUUUCCCCUGCUGGUGUUCGUGCUUUUGGAAAGUGUUAAGUUAUGGAAGCCAUUUGGGGUCCUUCCUGUCCCCAGCACCUCUUAUUUAUACUAAAGUUCCUGUUUUCAAAAAAACAAAACAAAAAAAAACAA
Molecule: messenger RNA, 2043 nt
Organism: Pipistrellus kuhlii (Kuhl's pipistrelle)
Lineage: Eukaryota; Metazoa; Chordata; Mammalia; Chiroptera; Vespertilionidae
Product: dystrophia myotonica WD repeat-containing protein-like
Molecular function (GO): protein binding
Source: RefSeq, a predicted model, not a curated record